UGCGCACUGCUCUCCAUUCCUCUCCAACUCCUCUCCAGUCUGGCACAGACCGUCUGAGCGCGCGCACACACUCUGUGGCACAAACACGCGUACUGACGCACGCACAGAGACUCGUGGUGUCGGACCCGGAGGAAGAGGAAAGGAAGAGGAGAGGAAGAGGAGAGGAAGGAGACAGCUCCCGGUUCUUUGCCUCCAACUUGUGUCUUUGUGUCUCUUGUUGUCCACCGAUGAGAGGAUUGUCUUUCGGUUCUUGUCUCAACUGUCCCGAACUCCGGACCGGACGGGAGUAUGUAAAAGAAGCCGCAGGACUCACCGAACCAGCACAACUCUAAAGAAAUGGAUAAACGGAGUUGUCCUCUCGUCCUGCUCGCUGCUCUCCUCCUCUCUCACCUUCUGGGAUUCACUGACGGACAAUUCUUCCCAGGUGGCUGUACAUUUGAGGAUUCAUACAGCAGCUGUGGGUACAGUGUCUCUCUGGGAACCAACGGAUUCACCUGGGAACAAGUGAACUCCUGGGAGAAACCCACCAUGGACCCGGCCCUGCCCACUGGUUCGUUCAUGGUGGUGAAUGCAUCGGGCCGGGCGUCGGGGCAGAAGGCUCACCUUUACAUGCCCACCCUGAAGGAGAACGACACCCACUGCAUCGACUUCCUGUACUCGCUGUCCAGCCGCGACGGAGCCAGCCCGGGAACGCUCAACGUCUACAUCAAGGUGAACGGUGGCGCUCAGGGUAACCCCGUCUGGAACGCCUCCGAUACGGUUACUGAAGGCUGGGUGAAGGCGGAGCUCGCCAUCUCCACUUUCUGGCCCAACUCCUACCAGGUAAUAUUCGAAGCGGUUUCAGUUCAAGGCCAUCCAGGUUUCAUCGCCGUCGAUGACAUCCGAGUUCUGGCUCACCCGUGCCGUAAAGCGCCUCACUUCCUGCGUCUGCAGAACGUGGAGGUGAACGUGGGUCAGAACGCUACGUUUCAGUGUACCGCCGGAGGGAAAUGGUCUCAGCACGAUAAACUGUGGCUUCAGCAGUGGAACGGCAAAGACACGGCGCUGAUGGUGACCAGGGUGGUGAACCACCGCCGUUUCUCUGCUACAGUCAGUGUCGGCGAUACAUCGCAGCGCAGCACCAGCCGCUACCGCUGUGUCAUUCGAUCAGAAGGCGGCUCAGGGGUGUCCAACUACGCCGACCUCAUCGUUAAAGCUCCACCCACCCCCAUCGCGCCGCCUGAGCUCCUCGCUGUUGGCGCCACCUACCUUUGGAUCAAACCCAACGCCAACAGCAUCAUCGGCGACGGGCCGAUCAUCCUGAAGGAGGUGGAGUACCGAACCACUUCGGGUAACUGGGCGGAGACCCACGUGGUGGACUCCCCCACCUAUAAACUGUGGCAUCUGGACCCAGAUGUGGAGUACGAGAUCAAGGUCCUGCUGUCCAGACCCGGGGAGGGAGGAACGGGACCGCCGGGGCCACCGCUCGUCACCAGGACCAAAUGUGCAGAUCCGGUCCACGGUCCCCAAAAUGUCAAUGUGGUGGACGUCCGAGCCCGCCAGCUGACCAUACAGUGGGAGACGUUUGGGUACGCCGUGACUCGCUGCCACAGCUACAAUCUGACGGUGCAGUACCAGUAUGUGUUCAACCAGCAGGAGUUUGCAGCAGAGGAGUUGAUCCAGACAUCGUCACAUUACACCCUGCGGGGCCUGAGGCCUUUCGUCACGGUCAGACUGCGGCUGGUCCUCGCCAACCCCGAAGGCAGCAAGGAGAGCGAGGAGAUCGUCAAACAGACGGAGGAGGAUGUGCCCGGCUCGGUACCGAUGGAGUCUCUGCAGAACACGCCCUACGAAGAGAAGAUCUUCAUCCAGUGGAAAGCUCCCAACGAGACCAACGGGGUCAUCACGCUGUACGAGAUUACCUACAAGGCCCUGAGCUCGUUGGACCCCAGCGCUGAUCUGACCACCCAGAGGGGACGGGUAUUCAAGCUGAGGAACGAGACCCAUCACCUGUUCGUAGGUCUCUACCCGGGGACCACCUACUUCUUCACCCUCAAAGCCUCCACCAACAAGGGCUUCGGGCCACCCGUCACCACCCGCAUCUCCACCAAGAUAGCAGCUCCCAUGAUGCCGGAGUAUGAGUCUGAGGCUCCUCUGAACGAGACCGAGACCACCAUCACCAUCCUGCUGAAGCCCGCCCAGUCACGUGGCGCACCUAUCAGCUCCUACCAACUCGUUGUGAAAGAGGAGCGCAAGUCCAAGACCCGUCGUGCCGCCUCCGAAGCCCCCGAGUGCUUCUCCGCCCCCGUCAGCUUCCGCAACGCCUCCAUCUUGGACUCGGCCUACUACAUCGCCGCUGACCUGCCCCCGUCCAGCCUCACCAUCGUACAGCCAUUCACGGUGGGAGACAACAAGAGCUACGGCGGUUUCUGGAAUCCGCCGCUGUCGCCGGCCAAGAGCUACAGCAUCUACUACCAGGCCAUGAGCAGAGCCAACGGGGAAACCAAAAUCAACUGUGUCCGCCUGGCCAACAAAGUGGUAAUAGGUAGGGGACAAAUAACAACGCCGUACAUUCUAGUCAUCCCAAGCGAAGGUGCGUCCACCCAGGACUCCGAUGCCAUGGAGCCAGAGAAGCAAGUGGACAGCACAGUGAAAAUGGCCGGCGUGAUCGCAGGGAUCCUCAUGUUCAUCAUCAUCCUCCUCGGCAUCGUACUCACCUUCAAACGCAGAGAGAUUCACACAUGGAGAACUCUGAGCGUGGGAAGACAUGCUUAUUCCUACUCUUAUUACCUGAAGCUGGCGAAGAAGCAGAAGGAGACAGCGAGCAGCUCCACCCAGCAGAGGGAGAUGGGUCCGGUCACCACGGCCGAUAAGAGCACCACUAAAGUCAGCACCCUGCACAAAGACGACCCCUUCUCCACCUCCAACCAGGACCUCAACGGGUUCACCUCCCCCUCUCCCUGCUCCUUCUCUGUGCAGGGAAGCAAGACACUGCAGAGCAAAUCCCUGCUGAACUCCUACUACUCAGUGUCUAAAGAGCCGGUUCCAGCCACGACCUCCAUCGACAGCAGCCAGCCGUCACUUGCCCAGCCCUCUCUGACCCUGCAGAGUUUCCCCUACGGAGGCUGUGAGUCUGUGGAGCUCUCCUACCAGAGUGGUCAGUUUCAGCCAGCUAUCCGGGUGGCAGACCUCCUCCAACACAUCACCCAGAUGAAAUGUGGGCAGGGCUACGGAUUCAAGGAGGAGUAUGAGGCCCUGGCGGAGGGACAGGCGGCACCCUGGGAAACGGCCAAGAAGGACGAGAACCGCAACAAGAAUCGCUAUGGCAACAUCAUCGCUUACGACCACACCAGAGUCCGACUGCAGCUGCUGGACGGAGACCCCCACUCCGACUACAUCAACGCCAAUUAUAUCGACGGCUACCACCGACCCAGACAUUACAUCGCCACGCAAGGGCCCAUGCAGGAGACAGUGAGGGAUUUCUGGAGGAUGGUCUGGCAGGAAAACUCGGCCUCUAUCGUCAUGGUUACCAACCUGGUGGAGGUGGGCAGGGUGAAGUGUGUGCGCUACUGGCCAGAUGAGACGGAGGUUUAUGGAGACAUCAAGGUGACCCUGAUAGAAACCGAACCACUGGCUGAAUACGUCAUCAGGACGUUCACCGUCCAGAAGAAGGGUCAUCAUGAGAUCCGUGAACUCCGUCAGUUUCACUUCACCAGCUGGCCCGACCACGGCGUUCCCUGCUAUGCCACCGGACUGCUGGGCUUCAUACGGCAGGUCAAGUUCCUCAACCCGCCUGAUGCCGGGCCCAUCGUGGCACACUGCAGCGCCGGUGCAGGGAGGACAGGCUGUUUCAUUGCAGUGGACAUCAUGUUGGACAUGGCAGAGAAUGAAGGCGUGGUGGACAUUUUCAACUGCAUCCGAGAGCUGAGAUCACAACGGGUCAACAUGGUCCAGACAGAGGAGCAGUACGUGUUUGUUCACGACGCCAUCUUGGAGGCGUGUCUAUGUGGGAAUACAGCCAUACCAGUGUGUGAGUUCAGAGCCAUCUACUACAACAUCAGCAGACUGGACCCACAGACCAACUCCAGCCAGAUUAAAGAUGAGUUCCAGACUCUGAACAUAGUGACCCCUAGAGUCCGUCCAGAGGACUGCAGCGUGGGUCUGUUACCCAGGAACCACGACAAGAACCGCAGUAUGGACGUUCUGUCAGCAGAUCGAUGCCUGCCGUUCCUCAUAUCCGUGGACGGAGAGAGCUCCAACUACAUCAACGCUGCACUAAUGGACAGCCACAAACAGCCAGCGGCCUUCAUUGUUACCCAGCAUCCUUUGCCAAACACCAUGGGCGACUUCUGGAGGCUGGUGUUCGACUACAACUGCUCCUCAAUCGUAAUGCUCAACGAGAUGGACGCAGCGCAGUUAUGUAUGCAGUACUGGCCUGAAAAGAGUUCCUGUUGCUACGGUCCCAUUCAAGUGGAAUUCAUAUCCGCAGACAUUGAUGAAGACAUCAUCAACCGAAUCUUCAGGAUCUGCAACAUGGCCAGGCCACAGGACGGUUACCGCCUGGUGCAGCACUUCCAGUUCAUCGGCUGGCCGGCCUACAGGGACACGCCGCUCUCUAAACGCUCCAUCCUCCAGUUGGUCCGGAGGUUGGCCAAGUGGCAGGAGCAGUAUGACGGAGGAGAUGGGAGGACGGUGGUACAUUGCCUUACCGGCGGAGGGCGUUCUGGAACGUUCUGUGCCAUCUGCAGCAUCAACGAGAUGAUCCAGCAGCAGAACAUCGUGGACGUUUUCCACACCGUCAAAACUCUGAGAAACAACAAGACCAACAUGGUGGAGACGAUGGAGCAGUAUAAGUUCUGCUAUGAAGUGGCUCUGGAGGCACUCAGCUCCUUCUAAAUCUCUCAACGCCAUGCCGCCACUCAGAGCGCCGACUCCGAGGGCCGACUCAGAGCACCGACUCCGAGCGUUGACUCAGAGCGCCGUCUCCGAGCGCCGACUCAGAGCGUCGAGGUGCUUUGUGACGACACAAACCUGCGAGCAUAUGUGUGUGUGUGUGUGUGUGUGUGUGUGUGCGUGUUUGAGAGUGUGUGCAUGUGAUUCUGUGUGAAUUAGAGAGCGCAUGCUUGCAUAUUUGAGUGUGUAUCUAUGUGUGUGCCUGUGAUAACACACACACACAACCUGUACAGAAGAGAAAAGAAGCGACACACACACACACAAUGUGUGUGUUGGCUUCCUCCAGACUGUGAACUUUACACACUGUACAAAGAAAACAGAAAAAAUUAUGUUAAAAAACAAAAUCAGAGGUUUAAAAAAAGAAGCGCCACUUUUUCCUUCUGCGUCUCUCCGUCCUCUCUGCUGGGCUGUCAUGUGAUUACUGUACAGGAUUUCCUUUUUAGAUCUAUUCUCCGCCUUGAUUGUUGUCUCCCUGUGAAGGCUGGAUGCUCGCUGAAGGAAAGUAAAGAAGUAUUAGGCUGACAUGUUGAUGCUGCUGGAUGAAACCAACAGACACAUGUUGAUAUAUCUGUUCUUCUUCUUUGAAAUCACAAGCUGAUAAAUUACCUUGUGGCUCGGGCCUCUUGACUGCCUCAAUGCUAAUUGUACUUGUAAUUCAGUAAUCGGUUUCAACAUUUCUCAGUAUCAGCCCAGACACACCAGGAACGUCAAGAGAGCGCGUGGUGGCUGCGUAACCUGUUGUUUUUUAUUCCGGUGUCCAUGUUAUCAGGUUAGAGCAGCCACACUGCCCGCGUGAGACGCGUGUCCCAGCUGCGUCUCAAGCGCGUCACACACGCGUCUCAGCUGCGUCUCUUCUAGAGAAUAGAGGUCUCGCCUAUUUUUGACGCGUGCCGCGCGCGUCUCACAGCAGCAACAGACAGUGAAAGUGAUCUAUUGAUUGUAUAUUGAAAUCAUACCAGCAAAUUACCACAGUUUCGAUGUCUAUCUGUAGAAUAUGUUACGGAGAUGAGAAACUUAUUUU
This is a messenger RNA of Sebastes umbrosus (honeycomb rockfish), 5953 nucleotides long. It is a transcript of the gene ptprt, whose product is annotated as protein tyrosine phosphatase receptor type T. Gene Ontology annotation, molecular function: protein tyrosine phosphatase activity; protein binding. The record is from RefSeq and is a predicted model, not a curated record. NCBI's taxonomy places the organism in Eukaryota, Metazoa, Chordata, Actinopteri, Perciformes, Sebastidae. Gene Ontology annotation, biological process: protein dephosphorylation. Gene Ontology annotation, cellular component: membrane.